AUGAUUAAGAGCAGGAUUUACUUCACUCUAGUAAUUUUAGUCAUUUUAAAAUCAUUUAAAAUAAAUAAAAAAUGGGAAAUAUUUAUUAAUGCAUGGUAUACACAUGAAGAAGUAGAUGAUGAUUAUAAUCAUACAAAGUUGUAUGAUGUGCUAAGUGUUGACAAAUAUGCAAGUACUGAAGAAAUAAAAAAGGCUUAUAGAAAAUUAUCGAAAAAAUAUCAUCCAGAUAAAGCAACAGAUAAAAAUUCAAAUAAUCGUUUUAAUGAAAUUGUAGAAGCUUAUGAAAUAUUAAGUGACGAAGAAAAGAGAAAAGUGUAUGACCAUCACGGAUUACAAGCCGCCAAAAAUGUAGAAAGAAAUAAAAUGGAUGAAGAUCCAACAGAUCAUUUUAAUGUCUAUGAAAGUUUUUUUGGUGGUGCUGGUUUUAAAAGAGAUGAAAUUAAAAAAGCAGAAAGUUUAACAUUAUAUGUUGAAAUGAAUUUAGAACAGCUGUACAAUGGGGAAUUUUUUUCUGUUGUGUAUACAAGAGAUGUCAACUGCUUAAGAAUUGAUGACUGUAUUGUGAAAAAAAAAGAAUGUAGUGGUAAAGGGUAUAAAACAAUUACACAACAAGUUGCCCCAGGUUUUAUUAUGCAAAAUAAAAUGAGAGAUGAUAACUGUAUUGAUAGGGGUAAAGCAUGGAAUGAAAAUUGUGCUUAUUGUCCAAAUGGUAUGAAAGAAGAAAAAACUAUUGAACUCACCUUAGAAAUUGAAAAAGGAAUGAAAACUAAUGAUAAGAUAGUUUUUGAAAAAAAAGGGAAGCAAGAAUUUGGUCAAGAACAUGGAGAUAUAAUUUUUAUAAUUGAAACAAAAAAACAUAAAAUAUAUGAAAGAAAAAAUAAUGAUUUACAUCAAUUUUAUGAAAUAUCCUUAAAAGAUGCUUUAGUUGGAUUUUCUAAACAUAUUGAUCAUAUUAGUGGGGCACCUAUUCAUAUAAACAAGCAAACGGUAACAUCUCAUAAUGAAAUUCUUAAAGUACAAAAUAAAGGUAUGCCUAUUAAAAACUCAAAUAAAUUUGGAGAUCUUUAUAUAAAAUUUUUGGUGCAAUUUCCCAAAAAUUUGACAGAAGAACAAAAAAAGGUUAUUUCAGAAUUGCUAUAA
This is a messenger RNA of Plasmodium malariae, 1140 nucleotides long. Its product is annotated as DnaJ protein, putative. The record is from RefSeq and is a predicted model, not a curated record. Bases 1 to 1140 code for a protein of 379 amino acids. Lineage: Eukaryota; Apicomplexa; Aconoidasida; Haemosporida; Plasmodiidae. Gene Ontology annotation, cellular component: cytoplasm. The transcript has a single exon. Gene Ontology annotation, molecular function: Hsp70 protein binding. Gene Ontology annotation, biological process: protein refolding.